AUGAAGCUUUCAAUAUUUUUAUUUCUUUGCUUAUUUUUAACGCCUCAUCUUGUUGAUUCAACUAAUAGCGAUGAUGAAAAUGAUGGACAAAAUUAUUUUAAUCGUUUUCAAUAUCGAGAUGGUGAAACAAGCGGGACAGGAACUAGUGACCAUGGAGGAACUGGAACUGGAAGCAUACCCCCAAGUACUGGAGGAUACUCUCAAGGAAUGUAUUCUGGCACAGAACAUUCUCAAAAUUUGUUAGAUUUGAAUCGAGGUUUUGGCAAUAAUCCAUUUUUAAACUCACCUCAACAUCCUCAAGUGAAUCCGUCUGGUCAAGUACCUCGAAAUUUGUGGGAUUUGCAAUUAGGAUAUGGCAAUUAUCCAUAUCAACAUCACUAUAUUAAAACUUCUGGUCAAGAUUCUUCACAAAAUUAG
Molecule: messenger RNA, 417 nt
Organism: Meloidogyne enterolobii
Lineage: Eukaryota; Metazoa; Nematoda; Chromadorea; Rhabditida; Meloidogynidae
Source: the annotation of a GenBank genome assembly